AUGUGCAAUCACCAAGGUGUGGGAGUAGCAACAGCAACAACUUCUGCCGACCACCAAAAAGGAGCAGCCGCAGCAUUCUUUGAUUUUGACAAGACCUUGGUGGCCAAAGACAGCCAGUUGUUGGAAGGGCAAGAUGUGCUUCUUGCUCGUCAUUUGACAAACCCUUGCGUCAUUGCCGGGCUCUUGGGAUGCUUCAUGCUUGAACCCAUUGUCAACAGAGGCUGGGCCAAUGCGGAUCUCCUAGGCAGGAUGUACCUUUCGUCCUACCGAGGCAUUCGCCAUACAAGCCUCAUUGAAAGCGCACGGUGGCUCUACCACAAGAGAAUCAAACUGAUGGUCUACAGAGAAAUGAUUGAAAUAUUGAAUGAUCAUCGAAGAAAGGGGCACAUGAUUAUUAUAGUAUCGGCUACCAGUGAACACCUCUUGAAGCCUUUCGCCGAAGAUUUCAACGUAGAUGCCUGGCUUGCAACUUCCAUCCAAUGUGACCAACAUGGAAUUUGUACGGGAAGGCCGGCUGGUAGCAUCCUUUGUGGUGUAGAAAAGGCCAAGGCCAUCCAGGAGCUAGCUGAAGAAUGCAGCAUUGAUCUUUCAAGUUCAUGGGCCUAUUCUGACCAUCACGAGGACCUGGCCUUCCUUCAAAGUGUAGGGAAUCCUGUGGCUAUUAAUCCGACCCCGAAGUUGCAACAAAUUGCCCAAGAGGAGCAGUGGGAAAUGAAAUUUCUACAGCUUCCAGAAACAGGAAAAGUGUCAUCUGAUCACGCGGGCAACCCAAGGAAGGGUGAUCGCCGUGGCCACCAAUGGCUCAAGAUGUUCUUGGUACUAUCUCUCAUGGCUGCGUCUGCUCUGAGAGCUUUCACCGCCCAACCAGAACUGUACUCUGCCCCAGAAACACCAGGAGUUACCCACAACAAGGGCUCUACAAUGCAGCGACUCUGUGUGAUAUCUUCGGAACCACUCACAUAUGUCCAAACCGUGUCAGGGUCAAUUGUUGCCUACCGUCAACUCAUUGCAGGCGCAUUGGCUCGUGGGACCAAUGUCCUUGUGGUGGAGCCUCUUCUCAGGGAUGAAGUGGUCCCCAUUGCGUUUCCAAACAAUGGCACUGGCUCCUUGGAAAUUCUGCGCCUCCCGGUUCAGAAAAGCAAUGAAUUAGAUCGAGGUGGCCUUGCCGCCUUUGAUCCACGGGCCUUUCGAAAUGAAAUGCGGCAACACAUUCUUAUCUUUGGUGCGGAUGUUAUUCUGAUUCCGGAUCCCAUCGUCCUCAUGGCUGAUAUGAUGAUGAUCGCACCGGGACAUUAUGAAGCCCGUGAAUUAGGAGCUGCGUUGGUGUAUGACAUUCACACGAACCUUGUCGAUUUGAUACCAAUGUUCAAUCCGUGGACGGGUCUCCCGUUGGUUCAACGGGCACUUCACUGGCUGCACAAGGAAAUGCUCAAAUACGCAAACACAGUUCUAGUAAUCUCAGAACAACAGGAGAAGCACCUUCGUGAUGAGACUGGGUACAAGGGACCGGUUCAAAUUGCGCCUGCAGGUGUGCCAAAUAUGUGCGCCACUACCAGGUCACAGAACUUCAGUCCGUCCACAAUCAUUGGGUCACAUUGUGAGGUAACUUUCACAUGGGUGGGACGACUAGCAAAGGAGAAACAUAUUCGCGAAAUCCUUGAUGCCAUGGCAAGACUGUUGAAAGACAACGGCAGUUGGCAGAACACAUGCUUGGCAGUGGCUGGCCCGGAUCAGGGUGAGCUAAGUGUGUUGCAGCACUACGUGCGAGAACAUCCGAAAAAUAUUUUCUACAUGGGUACCCUUGAACAAUCCGAAGUGGGGACUUUGCUACAGGCAUCGGAUGCCAUGCUCUUUGUUGGAGGUGUGAUUGAGACACUUGCACGUGUUGUCACUGAUGCCUUGAGCUGCCAUACUCCUGUUAUUGCUGUUGCCACUCCACAAUCUUCGUGGUGGCAAAACCGGGAGGAUCUCCCUCAUGUGGAUCUCACAGUGUCAUCCGACGCCGCCAAGGAGCUGAAGGAUCGCAUGGUGGCAUUUACUACCAAUGCGGGUGGUCUGCGCGAUGCUUUAGUUGCAGGUGCAGCCCAUUCAGCUCCAAACCAGAUCAGUGAGAAGGAGGCCAUAGCACACAAGCUGAUGACUCUGGACUCCGUGUACGAUGGACUCAGUGGAUGA
Seminavis robusta is the source of this 2175-nucleotide messenger RNA. The record is from the annotation of a GenBank genome assembly. Lineage: Eukaryota; Bacillariophyta; Bacillariophyceae; Naviculales; Naviculaceae.